AUGAUUGUAUCGCUCGGUGUCCUUACUACAGUGGUGCGUCUAGCGUCCGGUGUCUGUGACUGUGGUUAUUCACUCCAAGGAUUCGAGGGUGAAGGGUUGGUGGUGUUUAUGGAUCGACUAGAGACAAACUUCAGCCAACUUCAAAGCAUCGCCCAGAGCCAUAAUUGGGUCGCUCAAGGAUUUACAGUAUCAGCAGAAGAUGGCCGGGGGAACUACAGCAAGACCUUUGAACCGUCAAACGUUGUCAUUCAAGCAACGCAGCCUCGAGACGAGCCAGGCCAGGAUCCCGGCGUUGAGUUGCAUGUAAGCAGCGUCAUCAGCAAAGACAAUGCAAUUCCAGCCAGCGAGAUAGAUACAACAAGACUCGAUCUUCACUGGGGAUCAUUCCGAGCUGGAAUGAAGUUGACAGACACGGGGGGCACGUGUGCGGCAUUCUUCUGGUACUUCAACGACACCCAAGAGAUCGACGUCGAGUUUCUAUCACGAGAAUUCGAUCACGAUGGUGGUGUCUACCCCAUCAACCUCGUUGUACAGUCCAUGGCAUCUUUAGAGGCCGGUUAUGAUGCCAGCAAGACUGGAAACUUCGAAAGGGUGAACCUGGAAUUUGACCCGACAGAUACCUUCCACGAAUAUCGAUUUGACUACAUUCCUGGCCAUGUUCUAUUCUAUGCCGAUGGAAAACUACUCGCCCGAAUGGAAGGCAGUGAUAUGCCUUCUGCCGGAGGACACCUAAUCCUCCAGCAUUGGAGCAAUGGCAAUCCGUUAUGGUCUGGUGGUCCGCCGACAAAAGAAGCGACAGUUACCGUCAGCUAUGUCAAUGCCUACUUCAACUCAUCGGAUCACGGACGGCAGUCAUAUUUAGAGCGGCAAUGCGACAGAACUUCUAGGAAAGCGUCAGUUUGUGCGAUCCGGAACAUCGCCAAUGCAACGUCCCCUGAGGGAUAUUUGGGUGACAAUGACCAAAAUGAUGCGGCAGAGUCGAAAGCCAUGCCCACAGAACCGUUUCUAGACAUCGUGCUCACCAAUCAUACCGACUCAAAGGCGCUCUUUGCCCAUGUCACAGGCAGAGAUGAGCAAGGCGUGGUGAUGCUUCUCGCAGAUGGAGAGACUGUUCAUCGUCCCAAGUCCCCUUCCGAGAUCCUACAGCCCCUGGACGCAGACAUCGCCAUACCUGUCGGCGGACCUGGAGCUCAAAAGACGGUGCGGAUACCGCACAUCUUCGGGGGCCGGAUCUGGUUCUGCAAGGGAACUCCUCUUACCUUUCUGCUCAAUCCUGGGCCUGCGGUGGUAGAACCAUCUGUCAUGAAUCCGACCGACCCCAACUUUGACGCCGACUGGGGGUUCUGCGAAUUCACCUAUAACAACGAUCAGUUGUACAUCAACGUCUCAUACGUCGACUUUGUGAGCCUGCCAAUUGGUCUUGAACUCGAGAAUGAAGCUGGCCAAGUCACGCAUGUGCCAGGUCUGCCCAAGGACGGGUUGAGCCAAGUCUGCGAGAGAUUGAAACGCCAGGGUGAAAAGGAUGGCGCGGGAUGGGAGAAGCUUGUGGUUAAAUCCAAGUCAGGUUCUAACCUACGCGCCCUGAGUAUCAAUGCCGCCGCAGAACUGCACCCAGGAUUGCUGGAGGACUACUUCGCACCAGAGAUUGAUGCGGCUUGGAAGCGGUACGAGAAUGAGGACAUCGAGAUCAACACUCAGGCUGAAUGGGGAGACGUCAAGGGUCGAGUGCAUCACGGAAAGCUUGUCUUCAAAGAUGUGGGCAAAGAUAAGCUAAAGUUUUCUUUUGAGAAGCCAUCAACCCGGGAUAUUGUAUCAUGCAGCUCCGGGCCGUUUGCGGGAGGGCCGGACGUUACGCCUGCACAGCUCAACGUCGGAGCCCGGCUUGCGGCGGCGCUGAACCGGACCACGCUAUCGGCCAACUGCCGGCAGCCUGAAGGCGAGAAGGUAGAGCAAUAUUAUUGUAACGGGGGGGGACAGGGUAGGACGAAUCACUACUCAAGAAUAUGCCAUGAGGUUACGCUCGAAGGUAAGGGAUACGCGUUUCCGUAUGACGACGUUGGAGCAUCUGGCGGAGUUGAUCAGAGCGGCUUUCUGAACGACGGAAGACCAAAGCUGUUGACCAUCCAUGUCGGCGGGCGAGAUUAG
Fusarium coffeatum is the source of this 2145-nucleotide messenger RNA. RefSeq lists its product as uncharacterized. Bases 1 to 2145 code for a protein of 714 amino acids. Gene Ontology annotation, biological process: carbohydrate metabolic process. The transcript is spliced from 3 exons. Lineage: Eukaryota; Fungi; Ascomycota; Sordariomycetes; Hypocreales; Nectriaceae. Gene Ontology annotation, molecular function: hydrolase activity, hydrolyzing O-glycosyl compounds. The record is from RefSeq and is a predicted model, not a curated record.